GAAGAGAAAAGCAUUGAGAAGUCUCUUUUUACAUCUCAGUGAGGAGCUCGUGACAGGAAUCAAUGURAAGGUGAGAAAACUGGAAGAUCAGGAGAAUGAAGCUAAUUUCUGUUAACUCCUUUGAGGAAAGAUAAGUAGGAGGAGACAAGGGGGGUUUUUUUUAGAGAAGGAAAGAGAUGUGCAAUGAGCUCACGGUGUGUGGAGUGGAGAAAUGACUGAGGCUCCCAUGAUGGGAGGGGACUCAGAGAUGGCAGGAACUAUGCUUUGUGGAGUCGAGACUGACAGAACAGUUGAGGAUAUGGCAACACUGAGCAAUGUGCAGCUGAACCUGAAAAAUCUUGAUUCAGUUCUGGGAGAAAACCUUUGGGAGAACAGCAACUAUCCUCAUCUUCUCAAAACAGAUCAGGCUUAUCUGAAAAUCUCUGCUUUUGAUUUCUGCAUCCAACAAAAGAACUUUAUACCAAGGCGCAGCACUUCAGCUCUUAUGGAUUAGUGACAAACUACUAGAAGCUGAAAGUCUCCUUUUAAAAGCUAAAGAUGCCUGUGAUGAAGGGCCUCCUUGCUCCACAGAAUACCUUUUUGGACAGCAUUGCAAACCACUUCGAUGGAACCCACAGCAACUUUCUUCUGGGAAACGCCAGGGGUCGAUAUGAUUACCGGAUCGUCUAUUGUUCGGAUGGUUUUUGUGAGCUGACUGGUUUUGUUCGGACGGAGGUCAUGCAAAAAACCUGCACCUGCACCUUCCUUCAUGGGGCAGAGACCAGUGACGGUGUAAUGGAGCAGGUGCACAAAGCUCUGGAGAGUCAGCAGGAGUAUCAGGGAGAGAUCUGCUUUUACAGGAAAAAUGGAAAUCAGUUCUGGUGUCUCCUGGAUAUUGUUCCAAUUAAAAACGAGAAGGGCGAGGUGGUUCUGUUUCUGCUAUCCUUUAAGGAUGUCAGCGAAUCUUACGGGAAAAGCCAUCACUACAUUCAUGAAGACGAGGCCCCUCGAGAAAAACGAAAAAGCAGUCGAUCAUAUUUUAUUCGGACUCAAGACAGGGGGAGAAGUGUUCUGCACUGCCUGAGUAGCCUGUUCACAAAGAGAGGCAAGAGGAAACUGACCGAUAGCAUGUUCCAGAAACCCUGCGUACCUGAGUACAAGGUGGCCUCUGUGAAGAAGUCCCGUUUCAUUCUGCUGCAUUACAGCAUUUUCAAGGCCAUGUGGGACUGGCUGAUUCUGCUGGCAACUUUCUACGUCGCUGUCACUGUUCCUUUCAACGUCUGCUUUGUCAGUCACAGCGAAGGUGGCGAUCGUCUCUCACUUGUCACUCGCAGCACCACAUGGAGUGACAUAGCUGUGGAGAUGCUCUUCAUAGCUGAUAUUAUUCUGAAUUUUCGCACCACAUACGUCAGCCAGUCAGGUCAGGUAGUGUAUGACACCCGAUCCAUCUGCCUACAUUACUUCACUACCUGGUUCUUUGUGGAUCUGAUUGCGGCCCUGCCAUUUGACCUUCUCUAUGCUUUCAACAUCUCAGUGACCUCACUGGUGCACCUUCUAAAGACGGUUCGUCUGCUGCGCUUGCUUCGGCUCUUGCAAAAACUGGAUCGCUACUCCCAGUACAGCGCAGUGGUCCUUACACUGCUCAUGUCUGUGUUUGCCCUGCUGGCUCACUGGAUGGCUUGCAUCUGGUACAUCAUUGGACGCAAGGAGAUUGAAAGUAGUGAUCYUGUUACCUGGGAUAUAGGGUGGCUUCAGGAUUUGGGUAAGCGUCUGGAGACACCRUAYAUCAACAGAACCACAGGCGGACCCUCCAUCCCCAGCGCCUACAUUGCCGCCCUCUACUUCACUCUCAGUAGCCUCACCAGCGUUGGUUUUGGCAAUGUGUGUGCCAACACGGAUGCAGAGAAAAUCUUCUCCAUUUGCAUUAUGCUGAUUGGUGCUCUGAUGCACGCCGUGGUCUUUGGUAACGUAACGGCCAUYAUCCAGCGCAUGUACUCACGGCGCUCGCUCUACCACACCCGCAUGAAGGACCUCAAAGACUUCAUCCGUGUGCAUCGACUCCCUCAGCAGCUGAAGCAGAGAAUGCUGGAGUAUUUUCAAGCCACAUGGUCAGUCAACAAUGGCAUAAACACAAAUGAGCUGCUUCAUGACUUCCCAGAUGAACUGCGAGCAGAUAUCGCCAUGCAUCUGAACAAAGACAUCCUGCAGCUGCCUGUGUUUGAGAGAGCCAGCAGAGGGUGUCUACGCUCUCUCUCCCUGCACAUCAAGACUUCCUUCUGUGCACCGGGGGAGUACCUCAUCCGCCAUGGAGAUGCCCUGCAUGCCGAUUAUUUUGUCUGUUCCGGUUCCCUUGAAGUCUUGAAAGAUGGUAUGGUCCAAGCUAUUCUGGGCAAAGGUGACCUGAUAGGGGCUGACCUGCCAGAGCACGAUCAGGUGAUCAAGACAAAUGCAGACGUGAAGGCGCUCACCUACUGUGACUUGCAGUACAUCAGUGUCAAGGCUUUAAGAGAGGUCCUCAGGCUGUAUCCGGAGUACGGCAGUCGCUUCAGCUCUGACAUCCACCACAACCUUACCUACAACCUGAGAGAGGGCAGUGAGCCUCAUGCAGUAAAGAGAUGUACAUGGACUCCCAGGCAGUCUUUGCAUCACGUCUCUUUGGAUCACAAACUACCCGACGUCACUGAAGCAAAUGAUGAACAUGCAGAUGACAUGAACCAUUUGUGUCCGAGCAGAGUACAAGGUUCUGGAGGCACUCUUCAGUUUUCUCGUCUCAGCACUUUAGGACAGGAGCUCCACCACAUCCAAACGCUCCACCCAUGUCGGUCACCUGUUUCUCAACACCAAGGCUGUAGCAUCUCUCCUCAGUCCUUUGCCAAGGAGGAUCUCACUCUGUCACCUUCUGUCAGUCUGAAAAACGAAUCCGGUUUAAGUCAUCGGCCAUCCAAGCUACUGCUUCCAUCCUUCCCUUGUGUUAGUCCUCUUAACCUGAGCCCCAGGGUCGUGGAUGGGAUUGAGGACAACAGUCACACAUUUCAGUUCAACAUAGAGCAGGAUAAGACAAGGAUUAAUAUGUCAGAAGAGUUACAAAUGAAUGCUAACCUUCUAAUUGAGACAGAAGAAGUGAAACAGAACAUGACCAAAUUAAAUAAAGAGGUGAACAACUUAAAUGAAGAAGUAUCCAACCUGACUAAGGAGCUCCAUGACAUGAUGCAUUUUCUGCAGUCAAAUAUGCCUAUGCCUCAUCAUGUCUCUCCUCCUGGUGUAACAAGAUGUAAAAACUGGCAGCCUCAUAUCCCUUUAGAUUCAUAUGGAAAUGCACAGGACUGCAGUGGGAUACCGUCCCACAACAGGACUCCCACGUUGCUGCUUUCAUCAAGCUCUGUGUCUGCCUCUUUGCACCUAUGCUGCUCUGACAGAGAUGGAAAAACAGCUGAUGGGCUGCAGAGUCAAUACAGUCCAUUUCAAACACCCAGAGCCACCCCAAACUCCCCUUACAAUCACAGAGUUGUAUCCCUCCUCGGCAUUGAUUCAGGCCCCAGCACCUUUCCAGUGAUUUGUCAAAGCCAACGAGGAGUCUACAAUACAUCUAGUCCUAUUAAAAAUAACACUAAUCCAGUAAAUUGUGGACACUCUCAUCCUACAUUGAAUUUUCUAACCAACUCACAAAGCCUCACCAAUCCCCAGACGCCAGUUCAUUCUCCGAGCAAUCCCACUGGACAGGCACGGUAUCGCACAGCCUUCAGCUCUCUGGCACCCUCAGGACCUUGCGCUUCACUGUCCACAGAUCACAACAAGAGCCAGCAGAGCUCCACGAGACAAAACGACCCAGCGGGACCAUGAGUGUUCUUUGCUGGGGCAGAUUUCAAACAGAGAGUGUGGAGGAUCACUCUACCACAACAGGACAGACAAUUAYGGAGCGAGUCAAAAUGUAUCAGAAGACUCACAAYGAUAAUGACUUCUGUCUGUGUUACUUUGUCGAAAUGACAAGUUURUUUAAAUGGUAAAGGAUUGUUCUUUCCGAAAUAAUAAAUUGCU
Poecilia reticulata (guppy) is the source of this 4014-nucleotide messenger RNA. It is a transcript of the gene kcnh4a, whose product is annotated as potassium voltage-gated channel, subfamily H (eag-related), member 4a. Gene Ontology annotation, biological process: regulation of membrane potential; potassium ion transmembrane transport. Gene Ontology annotation, molecular function: voltage-gated potassium channel activity. The record is from RefSeq and is a predicted model, not a curated record. Gene Ontology annotation, cellular component: plasma membrane. NCBI's taxonomy places the organism in Eukaryota, Metazoa, Chordata, Actinopteri, Cyprinodontiformes, Poeciliidae.